Molecule: messenger RNA, 926 nt
Organism: Loa loa (African eye worm)
Lineage: Eukaryota; Metazoa; Nematoda; Chromadorea; Rhabditida; Onchocercidae
Product: PDZ domain-containing protein
Exons: 7
Coding region: 48-926 (292 amino acids)
Biological process (GO): signal transduction
Cellular component (GO): cytoplasm
Molecular function (GO): protein binding
Source: RefSeq, a predicted model, not a curated record
UUAUAGGACAUUAUUAUGGAACACCAAAACCAGUGGAGGAUGACGAAAUGGUAAGCGAUCCGAAGGGACCGUUACCUCCCAACUGGGAGAUUGCAUACUCCGAUCAAGGCGAAAAAUACUUUGUUGAUCAUAACACUGGCACAACACAAUGGGAAGAUCCAAGGGAUUUACCCGAUGGUUGGGAAAAAGUGAAUGAUGGUAUUUAUGGGACAUUUUAUGUCGAUCACGUGAAUAAACGUACUCAAUACGAACGUCCAUCCAGUUCAUCACUGCAAAAGAUAACCGAUGUAAUACCACAUUCAUCACAUUCCUAUGCCUAUGCUAAUAAUCAUGAUGCAAGUAGUAGUACGAAGAUCGUUCUAAAUAAUAAUGGUACAGGAUCAAGGAGACAUUCAACCCUUUACAGUAAUCAUUCAUCACCAUCGCAUAUUGCUGCAUCUAUUUACAAUUUCACAAGGGAUCCAUCUCAACUUCGUGGUGAACUUAUAACUACACGUAUUGUCAAAGGACCAAAAGGACUUGGCUUUACAUUAAUUGGCAAUGAUGGUAGUUCGUUACAGGAUGAAUUCUUGCAGAUCAAGAAUGUUAUACCUGGUGGACCUGCCCAUCGAGACGGUGUCCUACAAAUGGGUGAUGUCCUCGUAUACGUUAACAGCGAAUGUGUCCUAGGCGCAUCACAAGCCCAUGCUUGUCUAAUAUUUCAGUCAAUUGGUGUCGGUGAACUCGUAACAUUACAAAUUUGCCGCGGCUAUCCACUGCUUUUCGAUCCUACAAAUAAGAUUGUCACUGAGAAUGCAUAUGUUACACGAUCAGACGAUGUGAAAGAAGUUAUUAUCAAUAAGGGUAGUGAUGGUUUCGGAUUCACGAUUUUCGAAAGUAUACAGGGACAACGGGUGAAAAAAAAUUUUAUAUCCGGAGAGAUGUGA